UGGGAUCCGGAUGGUGCAGGCCCAGGGCACAUGGGGCUUCCAGCUCUCAGCGGCCGCCCCCCAUAUCAUGAGCUUCCCGGCCUCCAGAAUGUUCUCCCGCUGUGACCUCUUCCCUGAAGAAUUCUCCAUCGUCAUCACCCUGAAAGUCCCCAACCUUCCACCCAAGAGGAAUGAGUACCUGCUUGCCCUGGUAGCAGAAGAGAAAGACGCGCUGCUGCUGGGCCUGCGUUACUCGGCCGCCCAAGUGCACUUCCUCUUCCUCAGCGAGGACCUGGCUGGCCCCUGGCAGACCCGCGUGUCCUUCCGCAGCCCCGGCCUCAUGGAUAGCCAAUGGCACACGCUGGUGUUGGCUGUGUCCCAGGAAUCCUUUUCUCUCGCCGUGGACUGUGGCCUCCCAGUGGACAUAAUGGCUGACGUGCCCUUCCCACCCGCACUCUCCGUGCAGGGAGCCCGAUUCUUCGUGGGAAGCAGGAGGAGAGCCAAAGGCCUGUUCACAGGCCUGGUGAGGCAGCUGGUCCUGUUGCCUGGCUCAGAUGCCACCCAGAAACUGUGUCCCAGCACGAACGCCCAGCUGGCUGAGCUGUCCAUCCCCCGGGCCCUGCAGGGCCCCCCAGGGAAACCCGAUGAUAAAGAUAACGAGGUGCUGAAAUAUCCCUAUGAAACUGGCAUGAAAGUCACCCUGGGAUCCCGGCCACCGUGCUCCAAGGCAGAGGACGCCCAGUUCUGGUUUGAUGCUGCCCAACGGGGGCUGUAUCUGUGUGUGGGCACUGAGUGGGUCUCCGUGUUGGCAGCCAAGGCCAAGCUGGACUACGUGGAGGAGCACCAAAGACUGCACACCAACUCAGAGACUCUGGGCAUCGAGGUGUUUGGCAUCCCCGGGGUGGGGCUCUUUGCAGCCACAGCCAACAGGAAGGCCAGGUCUGCCAUCUACAAAUGGACAGAUGGGAAGUUUGUCUCCUAUCAGAACAUCGCCACACACCAGGCACAGUCCUGGCGACAUUUCACCAUCGGGAAAAAGAUCUUCCUGGCUGUGGCUAACUUUGGACCAAAUGAAAGGGGUCAGGAGUUCUCAGUCAUUUAUAAAUGGAGUCCCCGAAAGCUGAAGUUCACCUUGUACCAGAGAAUUGCCACCCACAGCGCCCGGGACUGGGAGGCUUUCAAGGUGGAUGGCGAGCACUUCUUAGUAGUGGCCAAUCAUCGUGAAGGCGACAACCACAACAUUGACAGCGUCAUCUACAAGUGGAACCCCGGCAGCCAGCUUUUCGAGGCCAACCAGUCCAUCGCCACAUCCGGAGCCUACGACUGGGAAUUCUUCACGGUGGGGCCCUACUCGUUCCUGGCGGUGGCCAACACCUUCAACGGCACCUCCACACAGGUGCAAUCCCACCUGUACAUCUGGCUCGUUGGCUCCUUUCAGCUCUUCCAGUCAUUCCCAACAUUUGGAGCUGCAGACUGGGAAGUCUUUCGCAUCGGUGAGAGGAUCUUCCUUGCGGUGGCCAACAGUCACAGCUACGACGUUGCAAUGCAGGUGCAGAACAAUUCCUACGUCCUCAGCUCGGUCAUCUAUGAACUGAACAUCACUGCGCAGACUUUUGUCAAGUUUCAGGACAUCCCCACCUGCAGCGCUCUUGACUGGGAGUUCUUCUCAGUGGGAGAAGAUCACUUCCUGGUGGUUGCAAACUCCUUUGAUGGAAACACCUUCUCAGUGAACAGUAUUAUUUACAGGUGGCAGGGCUACGAGGGUUUCGUGGCAGUCCACAGCCUCCCGACCUACGGCUGCCGCGACUGGGAGGCCUUCGACACCGCAGCCGGCUCCUACCUCAUCUACUCCAGCGCCAAGGAGCCGCUCGCCAGGGUCCUACGGCUGCGGACUCCCCUUGGCGCAGAGCACCAGGAAGGAGGCAAGACAGCCCUGCUGGCCUCCAACGGGCCCUGCGACAGCAUGUGGCCACUUCUGGUGGCCGACAUUGCCCAGCAGCGCCUGGGUGUCCACUCCCUUUCUGGGCAGCACCGUCACCAUGGUUACAGCCGCCGUGCAGAUGGGCUGGGUGAUCUGGUCGGCUUUGACUCACAGUUGGCCGCCGGCUGUUCUUCCGUCUGGUGCUCAACCAAGCAAGCUCUGGCCUCUUGUUUUGACAACACCCCAAGGCCUCGGUCCCUGGAACAGGACCCACCCUACCAGCCAUCACGAGAACAAACUGAGGCACCCUCAAGCGCAAGCUGGCCCCGGGAACACCGAGGCUGUGCGCCCUUCCUGGUGGGCAGCCGCGUCCUGGCCUCAGGGGCAGCCGGAGAGCUGAGCCUGUAG
Molecule: messenger RNA, 2308 nt
Organism: Jaculus jaculus (lesser Egyptian jerboa)
Lineage: Eukaryota; Metazoa; Chordata; Mammalia; Rodentia; Dipodidae
Gene: Tspear
Product: thrombospondin type laminin G domain and EAR repeats
Exons: 14
Coding region: 11-2308 (765 amino acids)
Biological process (GO): signal transduction
Source: RefSeq, a predicted model, not a curated record